This is a messenger RNA of Motacilla alba alba, 4343 nucleotides long. It is a transcript of the gene FBXW11, whose product is annotated as F-box and WD repeat domain containing 11. Gene Ontology annotation, molecular function: protein dimerization activity. The transcript has 16 exons. The record is from RefSeq and is a predicted model, not a curated record. Bases 374 to 1969 code for a protein of 531 amino acids. NCBI's taxonomy places the organism in Eukaryota, Metazoa, Chordata, Aves, Passeriformes, Motacillidae.
GCGGGGGCGGGCGGGCCGCGGCGGGGCCUGGCGGGCGCGGGGCGGCGGCGGGGCCGGGCCGGGCAGGCGGAGCGGAGCGGCCGCCGCCGCGAUGGAGCCCGACUCGGUCAUCGAGGACAAGACCAUCGAGCUCAUGACAAGUCUGAGAAGGAAAACCCAUUCGAAUCCCCUUUCAUUCUGGAUUGGUGGAUCUGAAGCCCAGAAACAAAGUUUCAGCACUGACUGUGUGUAGCAAACACGCUUUGAUCUUCAGGAGCAGAGUGGGACAGCGUUAUCCAUCAGCCUCCUGUGAAUUCAGUGUCCUAUCUAGAGCAUCGCUGUGUGUUCUGUGCCAAGGUCUUUGUGGCUAGGCUGCUCCAACCUGGUAGAGAGCAUGUGCGCACUGAGAUGCCUGCAGAGCAUGCCCAGUGUCAGAUGUCUCCAGAACACGUCAGUAAUGGAGGAUCAGAAUGAAGAUGAGUCUCCAAAGAAAAAUACCUUGUGGCAGAUAAGUAAUGGUACUUCAUCUGUGAUUGUCUCAAGAAAAAGACCAUCAGAAGGAAACUACGAAAAGGAAAAAGACUUGUGUAUAAAAUAUUUUGACCAGUGGUCUGAAUCAGAUCAAGUGGAAUUUGUGGAACACCUCAUUUCCCGGAUGUGUCACUAUCAGCAUGGACAUAUUAACUCCUACCUGAAGCCCAUGUUACAGCGGGACUUCAUCACUGCACUGCCAGAGCAAGGCUUAGAUCACAUAGCAGAAAACAUCCUUUCCUAUCUCGAUGCCAGAUCCCUGUGUGCAGCAGAGCUGGUGUGUAAGGAGUGGCAGAGAGUCAUCUCGGAGGGGAUGCUGUGGAAAAAGCUCAUUGAGAGGAUGGUACGCACAGACCCGCUCUGGAAGGGGCUCUCGGAGAGGAGGGGUUGGGAUCAGUACCUGUUUAAAAACAGACCAACAGAUGGGCCCCCCAAUUCGUUUUACAGGUCCUUAUACCCAAAGAUAAUCCAGGAUAUAGAGACUAUAGAAUCCAACUGGAGGUGUGGGAGGCACAACUUGCAAAGGAUCCAGUGCCGCUCUGAGAACAGCAAAGGGGUCUACUGUUUACAGUAUGAUGAUGAGAAGAUCAUCAGUGGCCUACGAGAUAACUCCAUUAAGAUUUGGGACAAAACAAGCUUGGAAUGUUUGAAAGUAUUGACAGGACAUACUGGCUCAGUUCUUUGUCUGCAAUAUGAUGAAAGAGUUAUUGUAACUGGAUCUUCAGAUUCUACAGUGAGAGUCUGGGAUGUGAAUACAGGGGAAGUGCUGAACACGCUGAUCCACCACAACGAGGCCGUGCUCCAUCUGAGGUUCAGCAAUGGGCUGAUGGUGACAUGCUCCAAGGACAGGUCCAUCGCCGUGUGGGACAUGGCCUCCCCCACGGACAUCACCCUGCGCCGCGUCCUGGUGGGACACCGCGCUGCUGUCAACGUGGUGGACUUUGAUGACAAGUACAUCGUGUCAGCCUCAGGGGAUAGGACCAUCAAGGUGUGGAGCACCAGCACGUGCGAGUUUGUGCGGACCCUGAACGGGCACAAGCGCGGCAUCGCCUGCCUGCAGUACCGGGACCGCCUCGUGGUCAGCGGCUCCUCGGACAACACCAUCAGGCUCUGGGACAUUGAAUGUGGUGCCUGUUUAAGAGUAUUAGAAGGCCAUGAAGAGCUGGUUCGGUGCAUCAGGUUCGACAACAAGAGGAUUGUUAGUGGAGCCUAUGAUGGGAAAAUUAAAGUUUGGGACUUGCAAGCUGCUCUUGACCCUCGUGCCCCAGCAAGUACAUUAUGCUUGCGUACGUUAGUGGAACAUUCAGGACGUGUCUUUAGGCUCCAGUUUGAUGAAUUUCAGAUCAUUAGUAGUUCCCAUGAUGAUACAAUUCUGAUUUGGGAUUUCUUAAACGUGCCACCGAGUGCCCAGAAUGAGACCCGCUCUCCAUCUAGAACAUACACCUACAUCUCCAGAUAACAGUCUGCACUUUACUGCCCUCAGAAGGGUUCCACAGUCUUGAACUACUGGAUUUUUGGCUACUACAUGCCUGAAGAUGAUUGACAGCUAAAGUCAGAAUUGGUUCUAGAUGCUGUGUAGAUGCAAAGCAGCACAAUUCUAUAUCUAAAUUUCUUAACCUUUCCUGCUCUCAGUGGUCGUCUUUGAAUUUGCUACAAAUUCACAGACUUGGAGUAGAUGAGUUUCAGAAGCCUAUCCUUCCCCUGCUGUGAGAAAUCCAAAGCUUCACAUGUAAAUUGUCCGUAGAAACUGAACUCUGAUGGCUUGUUUUUCAGAUAUAAAUCAGAAGUCAAGAAAGGACUUGGCCUAAUUUAUAUUGCUUUGCACUUUUGUCUGACUUUAAAGGAAAAAAAAAAACAUUCUCCAGUGAAAUUUGGGUGCCAAACACAUGCCCAGAAUGUACAGAGCUUUGCUUUCCAGUCACCACUGUCCUUUAGGCGUUCCCCAUGGCAGGUUCAGAGCCCAUUCUUGUUCCAUAGGUGUACGUUGGACUCUUAGAAAUAUUUCUGAGUUGCUCAGUAAUAUUUUUGGAUUACAGUUUACUUGUUUCUGCACCAAUAAUUUCUUUUAAAUUAAAGAUUCCUUGUAAUUCAGGCUAGGUUAUCUGAACUAGUUGUGUAGCACUGUCUUUUCCUUUGCCCUGUGCUCUGUACUCACCGUCCUGCGCUUCCUGAUGUUUGCUGUAGUCCCCCUCCUUCCCUGUGUGCUUCCCUCAUCUCAGAUACUGUGUAAGCAUGUAGAUACCUUGUACAUAUAGCAGAGCCUCUGGUGCCAGCCUCAGGGUGUCCUGAGACUACACACUAACACUCAGCGUGGUGGCACUUGGCAGCAGGAUGUCUCGACCCCUGGCACUGGUGGUGACAUGGUUACCUAGACACUGUCUCUGCAAAAGGAGGUUUUCAGUAUUCAUUAGUUGGGUUUUUGUUUUGGUUAUUUUUUGUUUUUCUUUUUUUUUAUGGGAACUACAUAUUUUAAAAUGUAAUUUCUAAACUUUUUAAAAAUUAAAAACUGUUUAAUUUAUGUUCUGUAUCUUUAUAUUUUUGUGCCGCGGGAUUUGCAGCUGUGUGUCUCUGACACCAGUGGGGCCUCACAGCCCCUGCUGAUGUCCUCGGUAGCAUUAGUUUGGCUGCUCAGUGGAGAAGAUACCAUGGGCCAAAGUUCCAUUAUUUAUGUUUGAUUUGUGACAUUUCGUGAUGGUGAGAGGAGCUCGUUCCAGUCACUGCUCUACUUCCUGUACCAGUUCCGUGCUGGUGUCCCAGGAGGAUCAGCUGCCAUGUCCUGGCUCCUCCAUGCUUUUGUUAGGGAGCCUCCAUAGCUGCUUCUUCAGUUCUCAUAGUGUCCCCUGUCAUCCGUGUGGUCACACAAACCCCCUGCGUUGUCCUCGGGCCAGGAGGAGAUGUGGAGCAAUGCAAAGUGGAUUUUCUGUCGCGGCGGCCCCGUGGCUUCUCUGUGCCCGCGAGCGUGGGGCCGGCGUGCUCCCGGCUGUGCGGGGAGGGCUUGGCUGGCACGGGCUGUGCUGCCAUUCCCUGUCUGUGUCCGUCUCUGCUGUUCUGUGCUGGCAGCAGCUGUUGGCUCUAUGAGGUUGUUGCCUUUCCCUGUGCAGUCCCGGGGUGGGCGGUGCCGAGGGACAGUGGGGGAGCUCGAGGUGUCACCAGCCCAGCCCCUCGCAGGGGUCACUGCAGGGGCUCCCCUCCCCACCCUCCCCCUGUUACUCCAGCUAUUUAUUCACCCAGAUGAGCGAAUGUGAUGAAGUCCAGAAGAGCAAACUCGCUCCUGAGCGUCCAUAAGGUCACUUUUUGGUAAGCUUGACAGUAGUUCGUGCAAGUGUCUUACUUUACCCUUCUCAUCUAAUAGCUUUAAUAUUAAACUGUUUAAUAAAGAUCUGUUGCAGCCCUGAAGAAAAAGGUUCUUUGUUUCUGAAGAGCGGAGUCCUUUUUUUAAAAAUGCAUGUGUAAGAUUUAAAUUCCUGUUUUUCCUUGGGAGAUAAUGGUAUUUGGACAUGCCGUCUAAACUUCUUUGUGCUUUGUGUAACAUAGCAGUGGACUUUUGUGAUUGGCACCCAAGGAACUCGACUCCUGGGAUUCAUGGUAGUGAUCCUGGCUGCACUCUGGACUUUGUUUUGCUAACCAUAAUUGAGCAACUGUACAUUACUGCGAUAUUAAUGUUUCAAAGCACUGGGAUAGUCUAAUUCUAACUUGUAAUUAUGUUUGCCAAUUAUCUGUUUGGAAAGUUGGUGUAUGAACAGCUUCUUGAAACUGUUAAAUUGUACAGAUAUCGUUCAUGAUCUAAAGCUUUGUACUGUGGAAUGUGCUUAAUAAAAAAAGUUUGAACUUAA